UUUUUUUUUCCCAGCGAGAUUAAGUAAGUCGCUAAAUUUCUGAAGAAUCCGUGUCAAGAGCCAAGGGUUAUCAGUCGGAUCCCAAAACAGUGUCCUGAUUGUGUCUUAAAAUACGACUCUCGACUCCUGGUUCCAUGAACAAACCGCAUGUUUUGCGACCAAUAAGAAUCCUAAAAGCGUCAUCAAGCUGCCAAUAUAAAUAAGCCUGUGAAUCUCCUAGAUUCAUUCAGUUCUGUAACGAAGUUCUGAUGUUUAGUGUUGACGUCUUUCUGCUGACUCUCUUUCCGAGACUUUAGACAUGGUAAACAAAUAAAAUGUAUCAAUAUGGCACUUUGAAAUGGUUCUUAUUGGCGGUCUUUGUCGUUCACUUAAUUAAAAUUGAAAUCGCCGAAGGCCAUGGAAGGCUUAUGGAUCCACCAGCAAGGAACUCUAUGUGGAGAUUUGGUUUUCCCAAUCCUGUGAAUUACAAUGACAAUGAAUUAUAUUGCGGAGGAUAUACUGUGCAGUGGGAACAAAAUGAUGGAAAAUGUGGAAUUUGCGGCGAUGCUUUCCAUCUGAAAGAACCAAGACCUCACGAAGCUGGUGGUUUAUUUGCAAAAGGAAUUGUAUCACGUCAUUAUAGUGUUGGUCAAACAAUCGACAUAGAAGUGGAACUCACUACCAACCAUUACGGAAGAUUCGAAAUCUAUUUGUGCCCAAACAACAAUCACAAGCAAGAAGCUUCAUAUGAAUGUUUCGAACGAUUUCCCCUUUACCUAACUGGUACCAAAGACGUUUCCUUCCAAAUUCCUGAAGAUGAAGCUAAAAAAGCUGUGUUUAGAUAUCAAGUUCAAUUACCACCAUACGUAACUUGUACCCAAUGUGUUUUGCGAUGGAUUUACUUUACAGGAAACCAAUGGGGAGUUUGCGACAAUGGUACCCAUGCUGUAGGCUGUGGAAAAUCAGAAACUUUUAUUAAUUGCGCUGAUAUUGCCAUUACUACUAACGUUGCAGGUUCGAUUCCUCCAUUGUUUGUUGGUCAAGACAAUCCUUACCUACUCUACUACCAGGAUCUAAGAUUUGCCUCACCUUACAACGUGUUCCCAUUAGUUGUAAGAGACCAAGUAUGUGUUUCUGAUAAACUGUACAGGAUUAUACCAGGAAUGGACGAUUGGUGUAUGACAAAUUGCUUGAAAUAUCCUCCAAAUUGUCCGUCCGAAGUUUGCAAAUGCCCUUCAACUUGCGAAGCUAUAGGGAAAUACAAAGGAAUAAGAGAUGCAGACGUUUACUGUAUGGAUCAAUGCUUGAUGUAUCCGGCUAAACAUUGUCGUAGGGAUGAAUGUUCUUGCCACGAAGAAAACAAUUCGCUAGAACAAUUUGACUUUUAAUUAGUUUAGUUUUCAAUUCAAAUUUUAAUAAAACAAUGAACUAAAGGAGAAAGAUUUUGGGCAACUAAUUAUAAAUAUUUAUAGGCAGUAUUUUCGCUUUGUUUGUGAAUCAUUGGCAUUUCGUACCUUGUAAAACCAGUUGUCAGGUCGAUGAUACUUGCCCACUUUUUUCUUCAACGUAGGCCAAGUUAUUGAAUAAAAUUCAAUUUUUGCAUUA
Molecule: messenger RNA, 1584 nt
Organism: Ceutorhynchus assimilis (cabbage seed weevil)
Lineage: Eukaryota; Metazoa; Arthropoda; Insecta; Coleoptera; Curculionidae
Source: the annotation of a GenBank genome assembly